This is a messenger RNA of Alternaria novae-zelandiae, 927 nucleotides long. RefSeq lists its product as uncharacterized. Gene Ontology annotation, cellular component: plasma membrane. Gene Ontology annotation, molecular function: nucleobase transmembrane transporter activity. The coding region runs from base 1 to 927 and encodes 308 amino acids. The transcript has a single exon. NCBI's taxonomy places the organism in Eukaryota, Fungi, Ascomycota, Dothideomycetes, Pleosporales, Pleosporaceae. The record is from RefSeq and is a predicted model, not a curated record. Gene Ontology annotation, biological process: nucleobase transport; transmembrane transport.
AUGACUAGCAUCACUGGUGGAUACAGCACCCUCGCUGUCAACAUUCCCGACUUCUCCCGCUUCAGCAAGGAUCCUACAGCGCAAUACUGGCAGAUGCCGGUAAUUCCUUUCUUCAAGACUAUGGUCGCUCUUAUGGGAAUCGUUUCUGCAUCCGCAGCCCAAGAGAUCUGGGGCACAGCCUAUUGGACGCCACUACAAAUCAUCGAUACCUGGGAUACGCCUGGUGGCCGGGCAGCAGCUUUCUUCUGCGCUUCCAUCUGGUUGCUUGGGCAGCUUAGCGUCAACAUUAGUGCGAAUGCCGUCUCUUUUGCCAAUGACGUCACGACGCUAGCGCCAAAGUACGUCAACGUACGUCGCGGCUCCAUUCUCGUCGCAUUUGUCGGCGGCUGGGCGCUAUGUCCUUGGAUCAUCGUGGCGUCUGGCAAGGCGUUCCUCAACUUCAUGAGCGCAUAUGCCAUCUUCAUGGCGCCCAUGGCAGGCAUCCUCUUCACGGACUACUGGCUGGUGAAGCACAGGAAGUACGACGUCCCCGCUUUGUACGACCCAAGAGGCAUCUACCGAUACGGUCGCUACGGUACAAACUGGCGAGCUGUUGUCGCAACGUUCGUUACCAUCAUCCCUCUGUUGCCAGGCCUGGCCAACAAAGUCAAUCCGGAGUUGAAGCUCUCGGCCGGUCUCCAGAACCUCUUCACGUUUAACUGGCUGUAUGGGUUUUUCCUGUCCAUCUUCUUGUACUACUUCUGCAAUCUGUUCUUUCCUGCUCAAGAAACCCUCAUUCCGCGCAUCGUUACGGGGUUUGGGUAUCUGGAUGGAAUCGAGGUUGACAGUGAGGCUGAGAGCUUGUCGCACUGUGGCGAGGCUAAAGCUAUGCCUGAGGCUAGAGUGUCUCCUCGGUCUUCCAGCCAGGCUCAUGACAUCAGUAACUAG